Messenger RNA from Tripterygium wilfordii, 1096 nucleotides. RefSeq names its product stem-specific protein TSJT1-like. The transcript has 4 exons. The record is from RefSeq and is a predicted model, not a curated record. NCBI's taxonomy places the organism in Eukaryota, Viridiplantae, Streptophyta, Magnoliopsida, Celastrales, Celastraceae. Bases 92 to 841 code for a protein of 249 amino acids.
UCAAUCACUGACAUCUCCUGCUCGCUGCGAGUUUUAUAGUGCGAUCUCGUUUUAGCCAUUGUUGAGGCCUCGAUCGAGAAAGAAAAACAAAAUGCUGGCGGUGUUUGACAAAUUGGUUGCCAAGGGCCCGGAGGCUCUGCAGAGUCCGCAGUCUGCUGCGGUUUCGGCAAUGAAAGAUGGGUUCUUGUCUAAUCACUUUGCUUCUCUGAAUCCUGGUGCUGUCACUGUCAAUCUUGCUUCUUCUGGGCUCAUGGCGUAUUCUGUUACCAAGCAAAACCCUCUUCUUCCCAGAUUGUUUGCGGUUGUGGACGACAUUUUCUGCUUGUUUCAAGGCCACAUUGAUAAUAUUGCUCUUCUCAAGCAACAAUAUGGCUUAAAUAAAACAGCAAAUGAAGUGGGCAUUGUUAUAGAAGCUUACAGAACUCUAAGAGAUAGGGGUCCUUAUCCAGCUGACCAAGUUGUGAGAGAUAUUCAAGGGAAGUUUGCCUUUAUUCUCUAUGACAGCUCCUUGAAAGCAACAUUCUUCGCUGCUGACGCUGAUGGGAGUGUGCCCUUCUUCUGGGGGACUGAUGCUGAAGAGUGUCUUGUCCUUUCUGAUGAUGUGGAGAUCGUUAAGGAAAUCUGUGGGAAAUCUUUUGCUCCAUUCCCUAAAGGAUGCUUCUUUACAUCUUCUGGAGGUUUGAGGAGCUACGAGCACCCACUGAAUGAGUUGAAACCAGUGCCAAGGGUGGACAGUUCAGGCCAGGUUUGCGGUGCAACAUUCAAAGUGGAUUCAGAGACCAAGAAGGAAAGUAGCAUUCCAAGAGUUGGGAGUGCUGCGAAUUGGUCAUCAAACUACUGAGCACAUUACUCCUUUCCUGCAAGGCUUUUUUUUUCUUAACAGACCUUAUCAGUCAUUCUGAUUCCUAUUUCCCACCUUCCUUUCCGAUUAAUGACUUAACUGCAUCAAUGGUUACAGAACUUCAUAUGCAGUAGCUAUUUUCCGAAUCAUGACAGCAAUUUAUAUAGCUGUAUGUGUUGCUUACUCGAGAUUUAGGACCACUGGACAUGCUCGGAGCUUUUGGCAUAUACGCGACUAAAUGGUUAAUUUGCUUUA